GCUGCUGUUAUAAAACUUUCUAAACCAAUAGAAAACAUUUUGAUCAUUAGUCUCGACGAUACAUUCCAUAGAGAAAUCGCAAAAAGAGGUUUUUAUCCACUUCGAGUCAACGUGGAUGAUAUAAUUAUCCCUAAGCUACAAAAUAGAACGAAAUUAUCUAUUUGGACAACACGGUUGGUGCUUUGGAGAUUAAUGCAUCAUAUAGGAUUUGAAAAAGUUAUAAAUUUCGAUGCUGAUGCAAUUCCACUCCAAGACCCUUUACAAUACUUCGAUAGAUACCCAAGGAGUGAGAUUAUUGCCAUGGCUGCGACGUUUCCAGAAAGCAUCAGUCAGACAGUUGGGUUUUCAUUGAAUAUGGGGACCUGUCAGCUCCGUGAUUCACACUUCAUGCGUGUGUUUUGGGAUGAGGUCGCACGACAGAGUGACAAUUCCACCAAGAAACCAGAUGACCAAUAUAUCAUUAACUACACCCUAUUUAUCAAAGGCCUAGAGUGGAAUAUAGUAAGCUCUCGUAGAAGCUUUCCGGGACAUAACGAAAGUGCAGUUAUGCAUCGUGAUGUUACCGGACAGACGGGAGAUGGAUUAAAUACUGUUGCCCUGUCAGCGGAGAAAUUCUGUAGAGCAACAUGUAUGCGUAAUAUAACCAAUAACCUGAUAGUUUCACAUCCACAACCAUCUAAACUCUUCUUCAACUAUACAUCACCAAACUGGAAUUCAUCAUCAACAUCAAAAGGACUGGAAUGGUUGAAAAAUAAUUUUGCAGUUCAAGCUGAUGUGUAAACGGAACAUCAAAUACUAAAAUCAAUUUUAGAUCCUUGCAUAUUUUUAAGUGAAAGUUUGAUUUUCUAUUGAGGAAUAUUUAUCAUUGCAAAAUUCUGGGUUCAUCACAUUUCAUCCUGAAAUCUGUAUGAUAUCAAAUCCCAGCGUCCGUUUUAAACCCCUGAAAAUGUAUCCCAUUUCAGGAGCAAUUGUAAAACUGAUUCCUGCAUAUCUAACAAAUUCCAUUUAUUUUCGAAAGCGAUAUACCAAAAUUAAAAAAUAUGGCGUUUUGGCCCACCCUGUAUACAUUGACAUAUACUAUACGUACUUUAUAUAUUGGCAUUAUCCUAUGAGUAACACUAUGAGUAAAUACUUAAUAAGAGAAAUCAUAACAGACAAUCACAAGUGCCAGUUAAUUCUUGGGG
Molecule: messenger RNA, 1184 nt
Organism: Owenia fusiformis
Lineage: Eukaryota; Metazoa; Annelida; Polychaeta; Sabellida; Oweniidae
Source: the annotation of a GenBank genome assembly